UUUCAUAAAAAUAAAUCGUGUUGAAAAUUAGCAUUUUCAGUUCUGACUUAAUUUACUCCUAAUAAAAGAACUCAUAACUGCAAGAUAAACUACCUUAUUACUUACAUUAAAACAAAUCUAUCCUUGGAGUUUCGUGUCUAUCGUCAUGGAAACUAUAAAGGCGAAUGCAGCGUUCCUGUGUAACUUUGAGGUGAUGCAGAUCCUUCAGCAGCUGAAGGAUAGCACCCAGAAGAAGCACAAAAGAGAGGGGUCACUGGCUACUGUCACAUAUGAGACAGUUCACUACCUACAAGACACAGACUGCAAGAGCCAGAGCUCGCAGGCCAUACAGAAGUUCCUAGAGGCCAUGAAGAAGUUCAAGCUCACCAAGGUGGAGAAGCUCAUGAUGGCCAACAGUCCACCCAGGACAGAACUGGAGAUUCAAUUGAUAGUACAAGAAAGUGAAGAACGCUUAUCAGAAGACGAAGUGCGUGAAAUCAUAGACAUCGUGAACGCAUGUCUGCCGGCCGCCGAGCCGUCCUGACCUGCCGGCGUAGGGCUAGAACCGAGAACUUGAUUACAAUUAGGUUAGUAUCAGAUCUCAACUGGUUUAUGGCAUCAAGAAAACAAUGAAAGCAAUGGAGUCGGCCGGUCGAAGUAUUUUACAGAUGGCCAGUCAGUGCUAUGAAUAGUGUCAAAUACUUCUUUUUACCUCAAAAGGAAAAAACGGAACGGAACGAUAGGAUCACUUCGUUGUCCGUCCGUCCGUCUGUCCGUCAAGACCCUUUAUCUCGGGAACGCGUGGAGGUAUCGAGUUGAAAUUUAAACCAUAUACUCAGGUCUUUAUGGCCUGGAUGAUUAAAGGGCUAGUUUAAGCCAGAUCUCAUAAAACAAAACUAGAGACAGGUAAAUUCUAUGCUGGCUGUCAGUGCAAAGACCGCUACGUUAUGCCCUCUUAAUUUUUAGAUCAAUUGACGCUAUAGAUACGUUGAGGUUCUCAUAAUUAGAUACAUACCUGAUUAACCUUUUCGAUGCCAACGACGGAUAUAUCCGAACCGCAGGUACAACGCCAAUAACGGAUUAAUCCGUCACAGACCACAGAGUAAUAUAGACCUGCGUGCAUAUGCAUAAAGUUCCAUUUCAGUUUUGAUACUUCGGUGACGUGGCGUCCGAGUGACAGCUUUUGUGUUUGAGACGGCGUCGAAAAGGUAAAUCUUGUUUCGCGAGCCAGACUCAUUUUGAGUUCAUAAUUAAAUUACCUUUAGUUAAAUGAAAUGAAAUAGGUAAUGAAUGAAUGAUGGAUUUUUCAUGUCAUUCUUAAUUAUUGUAAGACUAGUAUAAGCCU
This is a messenger RNA of Cydia strobilella, 1324 nucleotides long. It is a transcript of the gene Polr3I, whose product is annotated as DNA-directed RNA polymerase III subunit RPC9. The coding region runs from base 146 to 523 and encodes 125 amino acids. NCBI's taxonomy places the organism in Eukaryota, Metazoa, Arthropoda, Insecta, Lepidoptera, Tortricidae. Gene Ontology annotation, cellular component: RNA polymerase III complex. Gene Ontology annotation, biological process: transcription initiation at RNA polymerase III promoter. The record is from RefSeq and is a predicted model, not a curated record. The transcript has 4 exons. Gene Ontology annotation, molecular function: nucleotide binding.